CAUGACCUCUCCCUGUCGGCCCCGCCCCGCACCUCCAGCCCCGCCCCUUCCACUGGAAGCCCCGCCCUCUGCUCCGCCCCGGGAGGCCCCUCCCCCUCCUCCGCCCUGGGGGGCGUGGCCGCGGGAGGCCCCGCCUCCCCUCAUUGUGGAGGAGGGGGCGUGGCCUCCGAGGGCGUGUCCGGAGGUGGGGGCGGGGCCGGAGGGGAGGGGGCGGGGCCUGACCCGGCGCUGGAGCGGCGCCUCCUGCUGCUGCUGUCGGACCUGGCCCUGCCCCUCCCCCGCGACGCCGCCGCCCUCUGCGCCGCCCUCCAGCAGGGCUCGGCCCCCGCCCCGUCCCCGGCGUCGGUGGAGAGCCUCCUGCAGAAGUUCGCGGCGCAGGAGCUGAUCGAGGUGCGCCGGGGGCUCCUCCCCGACGGCCCCACCCUGGUCACCUUCGCUGACCACGCCAAGCUGGCCGCCAUGACCGGCCUGGUGGGCGGGGCCUCCCCCUCUUCCAACAAGCGCCACGCCCGCCCCGAGGAGGAAGGGGAAGGGGGCGGGGCCGGCGGGGAAGGGGGCGGGGCCGCGGGGGAGGGGAAGGAGGCGAAAAGAUGGCGCCGGGCGACGGCGGCGUCGUCCGACGUGGACCUGGAGAUCGAGAGCCUGCUGAGCCAGCAGAGCACCAAGGAGCAGCAGAGCAAGAAGGUGAGCCAGGAGAUCCUGGAGCUGCUCAACACGACGACGGCCAAGGAGCAGUCAAUCGUGGAGAAGUUCCGCUCGCGGGGGCGGGCGCAGGUGCAGGAGUUCUGCGACCACGGCACCAAGGAGGAAUGCGUCAAGGCCUCAGGUGCCGAGCGGCCCUGCCGGAAGCUCCACUUCCGGCGGAUCAUCAACAAGCACACGGACGAGUCUCUGGGCGACUGCUCCUUCCUCAACACCUGCUUCCACAUGGACACCUGCAAGUACGUCCACUACGAGAUCGACGCCUGCGCCGCCUCCUCGCCGCCGCUCAGCCCGGCCCGCGCCCGGCCCCGCGACCGCAGCCCCCCGCCCGACCUGCCCCGCGGGCCCCCCGCCGACGCCGGCGCCGACCGCCUCUUCCCCCCGCAG
This is a messenger RNA of Corapipo altera (White-ruffed manakin), 1089 nucleotides long. RefSeq names its product methyltransferase like 3 (gene METTL3). The transcript has 4 exons. Gene Ontology annotation, cellular component: RNA N6-methyladenosine methyltransferase complex; nucleus. The record is from RefSeq and is a predicted model, not a curated record. NCBI's taxonomy places the organism in Eukaryota, Metazoa, Chordata, Aves, Passeriformes, Pipridae. Gene Ontology annotation, molecular function: mRNA m(6)A methyltransferase activity. The annotation marks the transcript as partial.